AUGUUCAACAAGAUCAUAAAGCGCGCACACAGAAAAUCAGGGAAAGUAACGUUCCCUGAAAAUUCAACAAACGGCCACCAAUUCUAUGAAGUAGUUGUUAAACACGCAUCACGUAGCUCAUCUUUCGAUUCCGCGCCACAAACCACGGCGGCGCCACCGCCUAAUCAAGCCGUGAUCGAAUCACUUCCGCCACUCAAGGAAGUCGCCGUCUCAGAACGGUCCGCACUUUUUCUCAGAAAAAUUCAACAGUGUUGUUCUAUCUGUGAUUUCUCAGACACUCUCAAGUUCAUCGUGGAGAAAGAAAUCAAACGAGAAACACUUUACGAGCUAGUUGAUGUUAUUCAAUCCUCUUCGUUUCAAUUUAGCGAAUUUCAGGAGGAAUUGAUCGGUAUGGUUUCUGUUAAUAUUUUCCGUUGUUUGCCGCCGGCGUCGCAUGAAAACACAGGUACCGAAACUGUUGAUCCAGAAGAAGAUGAUACGUAUAUGGAUCCGUCUUGGGCUCAUUUGCAGCUUGUUUAUGAAAUUCUAAUGCGGUACAUUGUUUCGCCGGAGAUUGAUAUAAAAGUCGCGAAGCGGUAUGUAGAUCAUGUGUUUGUUUUAAAGCUUAUGGACUUGUUUGAUUCGGAGGAUCAACGAGAGCGCGAGUAUUUGAAGACGAUUCUUCAUCGGAUUUAUGGGAAGUUUAUGGUUCAUAGGCCUUUUAUAAGAAAAGCUAUUAACAAUAUAUUCUAUCGAUUUAUAUUUGAGACGCAGAGGCAUAAUGGUAUCUGUGAAUUGCUUGAGAUUAUGGCUAGUAUUAUAAAUGGUUUUGCAUUGCCUAUGAAAGAGGAGCAUAAACUUUUUUUGAUUAGGGCUCUUAUACCACUUCAUAAACCUAAAUGUGUUUCGGCUUAUCAUCAGAAUUUGUCUUAUUGUGUUGUUCAGUUUGUUGAAAAAGAUGGAAGGUUGGCUGAUCCUGUGAUAAAGGGUUUGUUGAAGUAUUGGCCUAUUACUAAUUGUCAUAAGGAAGUUCUUUUUCUUACUGAAUUAGAAGAGGUUCUUGAGUCAACUCAACCUCCUGAGUUUGUAAGAUGUAUGACUUCUCUUUUCAGACAGAUUGCUCGAUGCCUUAACAGCCCUCACUUUCAGGUUGCAGAACGAGCACUCUAUUUGUGGAACAAUGAGCACAUUAUAAGCUUAGUGGCUCAGAAUCGAAGUGCUAUAUUGCCAAUAAUCUUCGAUGCUUUGGAAAAUAACAUGAAAAGUCAUUGGAACCGAGCAGUGCAUGGACUAACAGCCAAUGUGAGGAAAAUGUUUCAGGAGAUGGAUGCCGAACUGUUUGAAGAGUGUCAAAAAAAGUAUCUAGAGAAGGAAGCCCGGGCUACAGAAGAAGAAGAGAAGCGAGAGUUAACAUGGAAGAAAUUGGAAGCAGUAGCUGCACAGGCUGUUGUGAGGGAUGAGAUGGUUUUGGUUAACUAA
This is a messenger RNA of Lathyrus sativus (Indian pea), 1458 nucleotides long. The record is from the annotation of a GenBank genome assembly. NCBI's taxonomy places the organism in Eukaryota, Viridiplantae, Streptophyta, Magnoliopsida, Fabales, Fabaceae.